CCCCAACCCAAACGCACACUCGUAACUCCACAACCACACCAACUUCUCCACAUCUUCCUCCGCAACUCCUCCACAUCUCCAAACCCUUCAAUCGUCACCAUCCUCCUCCAUCUCAACACUGCACAGCCUCACGCCUCAUACAAAACCCACCCUCUACCUCCCAGGCUCCCACCACGUCAGCUCCGGCAUGACUCAACACCGCUGAACCGCACCUGUACGCACCUCACUCAACCUCACCUCACGCCCCCCGCCCCAGGCCAUGGACGAAGCCUCCACCCUCAUCGCUUCUCUGCACUCCAAACUGCGCGAGCUGGACCACAAAGUCCUGCUCUACCGCCGCGACAUGGCCGCCGAGUUCACCAAGCACUCCGACGCCCUCCUGCGCGACGUCUCCCCCGAUGUCGCCGCCUCCGUCACCGCCGCAGUGGCAGAGGGCAUGGGCGCCUACCCUUCGCUCGUCGACACCGUAGCCGCCACAGCGACGCCGGAGGUAUCAGAGACACCGCCUUCUACGAAUCCAGCGGGUGAGAUUGCACGGGAAGUAGGACGGCUGAAGGAGGAGGGCAAGUUGGCGCCGCCGCCACCGAUAGAUGUAGCUGGUGUGGCGGAUACAGAUGUGCCGCGGAGUCCGCACGCGAGGGAAGCCGAGUUUUUGGGUGUUUUUACACAGGGAUAUCUGCCGUUGCUAGAUAGCUCCGAUAAGCACGAGAGGCGGUCUAGUGGAGAUGGGACGCCCACGCUGAAGGCGGCACAGGACGCGGAGGCGGAUAAGAAGGCAGAGCUGGCGGCGGCGAGUCUGUCGGCAUCGUAUUCGCCACCCCCGAGGAAACCGGAGCCGCGGCGGCGGAAUACGGAUGAUUCGGGCGCGAUGUCUGAUCCUGAGAAUCCGGUGCGAAGGAGCGCGCUGAGAAGGAACUCGAGCUCGGGGAAGGUGAAUGGACUGCGCAGAGUUAGGUUUGAGUUUGCGGGCAAGGAGUUCCCGACGACGUCGAGUCCGAGUGUGGCUGAGACGACGAUGAUGCCUUCGGUGCUAGAUGCGAUGUCGAGCGAGGCCGAUGAGGGAGGGGAAGAACACGCGGAGAUAGAGCAGGUGGAGGAUGUGGAUGAGGAGAUUGCGCCGCGGCGGAUCUCGAGCUCGCAGGCUUUGAGAAUGCUGUCUCGUGGCCCUGUCGAGGAUGAUGGCACGAAGUGGGAUGAGGUGCGCGCACCGGCUGAUGGGUCUGCGUCUGUAUCUAUCGACGAUGCGGCAGCCGCGUUGUCAGAUGAAGAGGAUUUCAUCAGCAUUGCGCCGCGGCGGAUGUCGCCGCAGUCCCCCAAUGGAGCAUCGCCAAUUGCCAUUCCAGGGCCCGUGUCGCCAUCGACGUCACCACAUGUCUCGCAACUGCACGAAGACGUAUCUAACGUGUCUAUUGAGGAGGCAGAGGAAGAGAAGGACAUACUCUCCGAGAUGACGCCGCUGGCGCCUAUGCACUCAACCAGGAGCGUCAUGACGAAUAACACCACAUCGCCAGCAAUGCCCAUCGAUAUCUCCGGCGGCGCCAACCCCUCCAACACCCUCACGUCUCCUUCUCCACCGUCGAAAACCCCUGCGCCCACCACCACACAGCCUACAAGACCCCCCCUCGGCGCCACCACCGCGGCAUCCACAGCCGCUCCGCCCUCCCCAACAUCAACCCCCCACCUCGACUCCGACUCCGAAGACGACUUCUUUGCCUUCGACGACGCUCCGCCCUCAACACGCACUCGCCGCGCCAAACCACCACGCGCACAGUCCCCGGACUCGACGUCAAGCUCGAGUUCCGCCCCCGCUUCGCCUGAGCGUCCCGUUCCCGCCGCACUAUCAGCCUACGCCACGUCGCCCGCGCGGGCUAUCGUGACGCCGAAAGCACGCGCGACUUCCGCGCCUGAGGCAGGUGAUGUGGAUGCAGAUACUGGCGGAGGCAGAGGCGCAGGCGCAGAUAUUUCGUACGCUCCAGUAGUAGGCAGUUCCCUCCGCAACUCCUAUCAUCCUUUUGCGGAACCGAUAGUCAGCCCCGCGAUGCAUGAGGCGGCGCGGCGGAUGGGGGAGGUGAGCUCGUUUGUGGGGAGCUUGAGGGAUGGGAUGAGUGGGGCUAGGGGGGCGUCCUGGGGGGGGUCGGCAGGGGGGUGGGUUGAGGGUGGAGGGGCGAGGAGUUUUAGUGAGAGGUUGGCUAUGGAGGAGUGGGCGGAGGGGAGGGAGAAGGGGGAGUAGUAGGGGUGUGUGUGGAUUUAGUGAGUGAUUGAAUUCGUUGGGUGGCGUUUGGGUUUGGGGAUUUGGAAUUUGGGAGGAUGUUUGAAGUUGCUGAGUAUAGGGGGCGGGGGGUUAUAAUAUACAUAUGGGGAAUUGGCUGUAUAUGAGAUAGAUCGGGUACGGGGAUACUUAAUAUCAGUGGCACUAUCUGUAUCAGAGAUCCAUUAAUUAUAAUUUUAGUCAAGAUAAUACCUAGU
Messenger RNA from Pseudogymnoascus verrucosus, 2466 nucleotides. RefSeq lists its product as uncharacterized. Lineage: Eukaryota; Fungi; Ascomycota; Leotiomycetes; Thelebolales; Thelebolaceae. The transcript has a single exon. The record is from RefSeq and is a predicted model, not a curated record. The coding region runs from base 260 to 2230 and encodes 656 amino acids.